AUGCCAACUACUCGCAAAAAAGUCAUAAAAACAGUGUACGAAGACGAGGACGACAGUGAAGCUGAAAAAGCUGCCGGUGAUUUCAGCGAUUCGGGUUCCGAAGCUCAAAUAUCUGAACAAUCAAGCUCAGAAGAUGAUAUGGAGCCUGAAGUGUCUUCUGCAGACGAGCUCGACGAAAAAUCAAAGAAGAAACUUGCAAAAUCAAAACCAGUACAAAAAAGAUCAAAGUUUGCAAAGCAAUUUGUAAGCAAAUUAAACAAACAAGUGUCUACAGGCAGCGACAAUGAGGCUGAUGUUGCUCCAGCAUUUUUCUCUGUUAAAGAUCUCACUGAUGCUGAUAAACUUUUACCUCCAGUACUCAAUUUGUCUGAAAGUGACAGCAGUGAAGACGAAUCUCCUAAACCUGUCAAGAAACAAAUCACUGCAGUGCCUAUUAAAUUGGGACAUAAUGAAGACUCUGACAGUGAAACAGAAUCUAGACAAGAGUACAAAGAUGUUUGGUCAUACAAUAUGCCAGACAAUAGCGAAGAGGUUGCCCAGAAAACAUUCAUGGAACUUGAACAUCACAAAGCAAAGAUUGAAGAAACAAAGGCUACUCUACUUAAUUACACAGCAAAGUUUUAUGAUAAAGAAGACCUUGAUGUAAAAGACUUGCUUGCUCAGGGUGAGGAGAAAGCGCCUCACCCACAAGGAAGUGAAAAUAAAAAUAAGAAGUCAAAGAAAGCUAUGAAUGUUAGUGAUUCCGACAUGGAAGAUUGGGAAGAGGUUAAAGAAGCCAAAGGCAUACCUCAGCAAGGUUUGCAGUUAGUGGUAGGAAUCCCUGAUGCGGUUUGCAAAAGAAGUAAAAAAUUAGAUAUAGAAAUGAUGAUGAAAAGGAAGAUCAACAGAGUUAAAAAGGAAAACCAAGUUUAUAUGCAUAAAGUACAUGUUCUAUGCUGGUUGGGCCAUGGCAACUUUGUUAGUCGAGUUUUAAAUGAUCAAGAACUUUUAGCAGCUGCCUUGUCUUUAGUCCCAUCUAAAGAAUGCUAUCCAGAAGUAAAUGAAGAUGUUUCUCCACCUAAGAGAGCGAGAAAGAGCAGAAGUCCAAGACCUAUAUCUACGCAAACUGCAACUAAGCAAGUUGAUAAAAUGGUUGUUGAUUUGCCACAGAAAACAAGUAAUAAGAAAAAGCAUCAAGAAGAACUUGAAAAUUAUUAUAACAGAAGCAGUAGCAGUAUUCAAAAUAAGCAAGUCCGCAAAAGGUCUCCAAGUCUCCGCCAACAAACCUCAACAGAAAUAAAUAUAAAAAAAGAAAUAUCAAAGAGUGAAACUGCAAAAAUGCCAGUGGAAACAAAUAAUAUACCUUCUAUUAGUUCAAGAAAAACACGAAAUGCAAGAAAGGAUAAUAAAAAAGCAGACAAAACUAAAUCAGAACAGAAAGUGAAAGUUACAGAAAAUAAAACGAAUGCACCAGAAAUAAUUGUUACUGAUGAAAACAAAGUCGCAAGUAAAUAUUUUGACAGAGAAACACCACCAGCUAAGAAACUUAGCUUAAGCAGGAAACGAUCACAAACGGCUUUGCCGUCAACUUCACAAAAAACUGAGAUGGAUGCAAAAAAGAAAACCAAAUUACGUACGCGUAGUACACCAGGAAACACUGUCGAGGAAAGUAAAUACUUUAUCAAAAAUGAAGAAAAAUCAACCAGACCUAAAACCACAAGACAGACUAAACAAGAAGUAGCUAAAGAAGAUACACAGCGAGUUAGCCACAAAGAUUUACUUGCAAAAAACAAACCUAAAUCUAAAAACGAUGUAAGAGAAGACUUAAUAGGUAUUAUGAAAUCAAGAGUGAAAGAAGCAUUUCAAAACUCGAAAAGGGGUAAAGUGAAAGGGAAAGUGAAAGAGGAACAUGAUGAAGACAGCGACUAUUUACCUGUAGAAUCACCGAAACACCGAGAUUCGGAGAGCGACGAAGACUUCAAACCAACCAAAAUUAGUCCGAGGCCAAGUACUAGUGGUGGUCGCAAAAUAGAUCGUCGAGUCUUAUCUUCUGAUGAAGAGACUCCGAGCAUUAAAUCUGACAUUUGGUGUGAAAUUUACGUUGAGGAACUAGAACAGUGGAUAUGUGUGGAUGUCAUUAAAGGAAAAGUGCAUUGUAUCAAUGAGAUUUACAAUCGAGCAACGCAUCCUGUGAACUACGUAGUGGGCUGGGAUAACAACAACUACAUAAAAGACCUUACUCGUCGCUACGCACCGCAUUGGAACACGGUAACUCGCAAGCAACGAGUGGAGUCCUCUUGGUGGGAAGUCGCAGUACGCCCCUGGUUGGGCCCUAAAUCCGCAAGAGAUAAGGAAGAAGAUGAACAACUCAAUAGGAUGCAGUUGGAAGCACCCUUACCAAAAAGUAUCGCAGAAUAUAAAAACCACCCCUUGUACGCCUUGAAAAGACACCUACUAAAGUUCGAAGCAAUCUACCCACCCGACGCAGCGACGUUAGGAUUCGUGCGCGGCGAAGCAGUCUACGCACGUGAAUGCGUCUACGUGUGUCGGUCAAGAGACACCUGGCUAAAAGAAGCGAAAGUGGUGCGACUUGGGGAGCAACCUUAUAAGGUCGUAAAGGCCCGACCUAAAUGGGAUAGGCUUUCAAACAAAUUGAUAACGGAUAAGCCUCUGGAAAUAUUCGGGCCGUGGCAAGUGCAAGACUAUGAGCCUCCAGUUGCCGAAAAUGGUAUAGUCCCGCGCAACGCGUACGGCAACGUCGAGCUAUUCAAAGACUGUAUGCUUCCUAAAGGCACUGUUCAUAUUAAAUUACCGGGGCUCAAUAGAGUAGCUAAAAAGCUGAACAUUGACUGCGCGCCAGCCAUGACUGGAUUCGACUUUAACGGCGGAUGGACUCAUCCAGUCUUUGACGGGUUCGUGGUCUGCAAGGAGUACGAGGAAGUCAUUACUGAGGCAUGGCUAAAGGAUCAAGAGGACCAGGAGCGCAGAGAACGAGAGAAAAUAGAAAAUAGAGUCUACGGCAACUGGAAACGAUUGAUAAAAGGUCUCUUUAUACGCGAGCGGUUGAAGAACAAAUAUGGCUUUCAGGAGCCUACGCCCUCCACAUCACAAGAAAAGAAUAAGAAAGGUCCUCGACUGGUCGUUAAAAAGAAGUAAAGUUAUUUUUGUUGUUGUAAGAGCAUCUUUGUACAAGAUAAGUCCUAGACUAGGUUUGGCAACUUUAAGUGCCAUGUGGUGGUUUAAAACCUACGUUAUUGUUUUAAUUAUAAGUUUGCAAGUGUUACCAGUUGUGUUAUUUUCGUUUUAAUUUUUCUACCUCACUGAAAUUAAGUUAAGUGAAAAAAUGGGCCUGUUCCGAAAACGAAGCGAAAUAAUUGUAUUUUAUCCAAUGGAAUUUCAUUAUUUAGACAUUUUUACGCCGUUGCCUCUUUACUCAAAAUAGGUACCGAAAUAUAUGUUAGUAAAACACAACUCUUAGCUACAAUAUAAAUAGAGCCUAUUUUUAAAAGGUUUUGUUGACGAGGACCAUUAUACAGGGUGAAAAAAAUGAAUGCGACAUGAAAUGCCUUAAAAUAGCUAAUUUUCCCUAAAGGAAAUAUUGUUUUAUUUUUCUUAAUAUGAUUAUUAGAGAGCUUUAAAUCGCAAAGAUCUUAGGAGCCGCCACUGCUCUCGUCACCCUGAGACAUAAAUUGACAAGUCCCAUGUGUCUGUAAUUU
Hyposmocoma kahamanoa is the source of this 3695-nucleotide messenger RNA. It is a transcript of the gene Xpc, whose product is annotated as DNA repair protein complementing XP-C cells homolog. Gene Ontology annotation, biological process: mismatch repair; nucleotide-excision repair. Gene Ontology annotation, molecular function: damaged DNA binding; single-stranded DNA binding. The coding region runs from base 1 to 3135 and encodes 1044 amino acids. The transcript is spliced from 11 exons. Gene Ontology annotation, cellular component: XPC complex; nucleotide-excision repair factor 2 complex; nucleus. NCBI's taxonomy places the organism in Eukaryota, Metazoa, Arthropoda, Insecta, Lepidoptera, Cosmopterigidae. The record is from RefSeq and is a predicted model, not a curated record.